Messenger RNA from Vicia villosa (hairy vetch), 963 nucleotides. RefSeq lists its product as uncharacterized. The transcript has 2 exons. Bases 1 to 963 code for a protein of 320 amino acids. NCBI's taxonomy places the organism in Eukaryota, Viridiplantae, Streptophyta, Magnoliopsida, Fabales, Fabaceae. The record is from RefSeq and is a predicted model, not a curated record.
AUGUCUCAGCAAUCGAAUGAUGAAUCUCCCAUUUUAGACUCAGCAACACUGGAAGAGUCCUCUAACCCUAAUAGGGUUCUUAAUGUUGUCCCUUUAAGGACGAUUAGCAGUGACGAUGUAAAGGCCACAAAGCCUAAAACGACUCAUGCAAAACGACCCAAGGAGGAUACUCACAACAAGGGGACAAAAUCCUCAUCAUCUGCUACCAUGGAGAAACUUACUAAAGAAGGAUCCAAUGACCUAGAAAUCAACAAGGAUGAGCAAGGGGUUACUAAGAAUACCAAUGUCACUAAGGAUGUCAAUGACAUUGACAAUAAUGAGCACCCUAAGGCCAAUAGUAAAACUGAUACUAAUGUGGUAGACUUAGAUGAGUACUCUGAAGACGAAUUACUUACUUCCUUGAAUCCGAGUGUAGCCAACAGGCUAAUGACAAGAAGAAAAGGCAAAGUUGUUAUUCAAGGAUCACAAAAAAGGAGCACUCACAUGAACAACCCUGCCAAAGAUACUAUCAGGAAGAAGAGUACUUCUGCAGGUCCUGUCAAGAGCAAAGCCGUUACCAAGAGUAAAGGGGUUGGUCCUUCAAAAUCUUGGAGCAGGGUCAUUCCAAAGAAAAGAAAAGAGCGGGAAAUAGCUGAACCUGAAUCUGAUGUUGAAGCAAAUGUCCCUGACAUUUCAUCAAGGAAGAAGCAUACAACCAGUAAGCUUGCUGCUAACAUCCCUGAAGUUCCCAUUGAUAAUGUAUCUUUCCAUUAUGCCUCUAGUGUCAGGAGAUGGAAAUAUGUUCUCCAAAAGAGAUUGGCUGUUGAAAGGGAAUUGACUCCAAAUGCUCUUGAAAACAAGGAGGUCCUAGAGUUGAUUCAAGAAGCUGGACUGCUAAAAACUGUGUGCAAUCUUCCCAAAUGCUAUGAGAAGCUGGUCAAAGAAUUUGUGGUAAACCUAUCUGAAGAGUGUGACAAUAGCUGA